AUGGACGGACAGGCCGCCAAUGGCGCGGCCGGCUUGGGUCAGAAUAUCACCUCCGUGAACGGCGCGAAUUCCGACAUAAUAUCACAGAUCCACCAGGCCCUCGAGGCUAUACACAACCCUUACUCGCCCAAUGACUCCCGUCGAGACGCGCAGGCCUUCCUCGAAAACAUCAAGGGCAUAGACGAAGCUCCAUUCCACGGUUUUACCCUUGCCUCCGACAAGUCCCAGUCACCCGUUGUGCGCCAUUAUGCCCUUUCCCUUCUUGAGCAUGCGAUCAAGCAUAGAUGGGCCGACUAUAGCGAGCAACAGUCCUCUACUCUCCGUGGUUGGAUGCUGGAGCUCUGCCGCAGCCUUUCGAAGGACGAUCCCUUAUACAUCAGAAAUAAGACGGCUCAAUUAUGGGUUGAAGUUGGCAAAAGAUCAUGGGGCGCCGAGUGGAUGGACAUGGAUGAGCUUUUGCUUCGCUUAUGGCAAAUUCCUGAUUCUGCUGUUCACAAAGAGCUCGUUCUGUUCGUCUUAGAGACACUCUCCGACGAAGUCUUCAACGGCGACGAUGCCGUGGUCGCCAUGCGCGAAGGAGUGCUCAGCAGGAGCUGUGUCGAGAUUUUUACUCCGGCCACAGUCCUUAGAGAGGCUUUCCCGAACAGGACUGCUGGCCCCGAGGUGCGAUAUGGGGAAGAAGGUUGGCUAAGCCGGGUAUCCGAAUUUCUCAGUCAGUGCCUUCAAGGGGAUGCUCAGAACAACGACCAAGUUCGGUCUUGUGCCGUCAAAUCCUUGUCCGUUUUCCACUCUCUGAUGCCCUGGGCCAUACCCAAGGCUGUUGCCGUGGCCAAUUGCGUGCCUGUCAUGUGCAGAGCCCUUGCGACACCCGAAGUGUCUAUUCAGAAGGCAUCUCUGGAGGCCUUACAUGCACUUUACUCCCGGUCAAACUUCACCGAACAAGAGUUUAAGGAUCUCGUUGCACCCAUGUAUGAUGCCAGCUCAGUAGAUCUCUUGAAGAGGCUCUUCGAGUGGUCGGCUGUUGACGUGGACGACAUUGAUGAGGACAAAUACCAAUUCGACGGAUUUCUCAAUUUGCUGCUUCUAACGGUGCAAAGCCCAAGUCUGAUCAUCGCCAUACCCGUAUUAGCUACGUGGACGCGGCUACUCAACAACAGACUCAUCGGACAGAGCCCAGCUAAUACUCAUCUCGUCGGGCCACUGCUCGAGGUCUGUGGUUCCCGCCUAAUCCGUUUUGAGAACCUGCCAGAAGACACUCAGGACCCAACCUUCUGCUUCCUGAUGGAAGAUACUGAUACCGUCCCGGAACGACAUGCUUUUCUCGGCAAUUACAGAAGGUUCAGCACACAGGUCAUUGAAACAAUUGUACAACUGAAGCUUUCCGACGCGGUUUACCAUAUUCUUGGCCAAGCCGAGCAAGUCUUGCAGCAUCUAUAUGACGGUCACCCACCGAUGGAUGUGUCCAAGUACAUCAAGCAUUCAAUGCCUGUUCUGCGCGUUGACGCACAAUUCACAGUCAUCGAGGCGGCGCUGAAAGGCUACAUGAAGUGGAGAGCAAGCACGACUCAACAGAGCAUGCCAGACUACGAACAACAGCGCGCUGCUCUAGAGAGAGAUCUGGAGUCCUGGUGCAGCAAACUCCUCGAAAUGAACUUUGAGGACCCUCUGAUUCGGAAGAGAGUGCUACAAUUGCUGGUUGCUUUCUCUACUGCAGCUCUCGACAGGAAUCCAGGAUUCAUGCUCAAAGUCCUCGAACACAUUCUCAUGACAUGGCCUGCUCCUCGCCCAGAGCACCGAGCCUUUAACGAGGCGAUCAAGGACUUCCAGUCCGAAAGCAUGGUUGAGCUGCAGCGACUAGCCUCAAAGGUCCCUGACCACCUGCUAGGCGUAUAUGAUCAGAUAGAGGCGAAGGUUAACGACAUGAUUUCCUCGGGAAGCUUGGACGAGAAACGACAAAUUGCUUACCAGAGCUUUCUCUUCAUCAUCAUUCACCGAGCCACCAAUAUUGACCCUUCCACACAGUUUGAGCGUUUGCAGGGAUUCAUCAAGCCAGUCACAAGCCUAUGGCAAAACCACGAAUUGAAAAGUGCUCUGUCAUCGUACUCGGGCUUUUGCGAAUUGAUGGCCCUGGACAAAGCUAAGCGAUACCUCAUGAACCAUCGCGUCCAUGAAGUCAAGGAUUGGGGCUCUAGCGAGCUGGAUGCAGAUGGUCUGGCUCUCCAGAGUGAGUUAGAGGAGAGACAGAAGGUGUUGCCUCUUCGCCCGACAAAAUCAUUUCUUUCUUUUUCCGUAGAGAAGCUCGAGAAGUCUUCAGCGCCCUUCCAAAUCUCGUAUCGCUUGUGGAAUGAUAGCUUUCCAAUCAUCUUACCCGACCUUCUGCAAUUUCUCAGUCAUGCCCACGCCUCGCACAAUCCAGAUAAUUGGACAGAACUGCCCCCUGAAAUGCGGUCCGUUGUUGGCGGCGUUCUCAGUGAUCGUUUUUGGCAGGCGGGAAUUUCUGAGGGCAGCAAAGAUGAAUUCUAUGCCCGCGUCAUGGACAAGAAACACACUCUCGAAGGGCUCGCUUCGACGAUAAGAGGAAGCGUGAGGUUCGUACGAGAAACAUGCUAUGCCAUUAUCUACUGCAUGAGCCGUUUGGAGAUGCAGUUCUAUGGCUUCAGCGAACUGCCGAACCCCCUUGCACAAGCGCUUUUCCAAAAUUCUUUCUAUCUCUCUGCACAUCAGCAGAUCAACUUGCUGAAUCUCGUGCGUUAUCUGGUGGACGAUUGUCCACUAGAGCAACGUGAGCACUUCCUUCCCCCACUCCUUGCAGCUUGCUUCCAACAGAUGGAUGCAAAGAUCAACUCGGAGUGGGAGAAGCUGGAGCGCCAACAAGCAAUUGACGCUGCUGGGGAUGCGCUUACCGAGGAGAUGAAAUCGGAAAGCAUCUUGCGCCAGGUCACUUACACUGCCGUGAUCAUGGUGGCGGAUUUCCUGGAUCCCACUAAGAGAAACCCUCCGUUACUAAGAUCACAAAAUGGCAACGAGCCACCUCGCAGGUAUCCGUCAUUGAGGAAAUUUUGCUUGAUGCAGUCUACGAUUGUGGAGCCGCUCCUUCUCUUCUGCACUCACGCAAUCCGGAUGAGAGACACGCGAUGCUGUAGCAUAAUUUUGCGGGUAUUUCGAUCUAUUGUUCCGGACUUCCAUCAGUCGGAACCGAUCUCGCCAAAAUCUGUACCUGCGCACGAGGGCCAAAACUCCACCCCCAGCGGCAAGGAUUCUUCUCUUGAUCCGACGCCAAUUUCCUCCGAAGCAGCUUCCGCAAUCAGGGAGUACAUCUCAUCGGAAGUGCUCCAAGCUUGCAUCAACUCAUUCCAUGAGCCCUACUUCGUAGACCUUCAGAAGGACCUGGCCUCAUUAAUUGCCUCCAUAGUGGUUUAUUACAGCCCCUCGACUAGCACGCCCAGAGACGUCCUCCUUUCGCUACCCAACAUUAAAAUAGCUGAUCUCGAAAAGCUGAACGAUUUUGUGUCGAAGCCAGCAUCCCACACACGCCAGCAACGAGCACUUGUGCUUGACCUUCUCAAAGACCUCAAGGGAAUAAGCAUUGCAGAGCAGGGAAAAUUGCCCAAGACCAGCAGUUUCGGGCGAGUCAAGAGAUCAAAUCGCAGUAAGAUGGCGCAAGAAUUCAUGACACCCGCGAAUGAGUCGGCUACACGCAGCGGAGCGGUCACCGGGGCGAGGCAAGGCACGCCAGAUGGCCUUGAGGGCGUGGCCAACUUAUUCGAGGGCUAG
Colletotrichum aenigma is the source of this 3774-nucleotide messenger RNA. RefSeq names its product Protein MSN5 (gene MSN5). Gene Ontology annotation, cellular component: RNA nuclear export complex; cytoplasm; nucleus. The coding region runs from base 1 to 3774 and encodes 1257 amino acids. Lineage: Eukaryota; Fungi; Ascomycota; Sordariomycetes; Glomerellales; Glomerellaceae. The transcript is spliced from 8 exons. The record is from RefSeq and is a predicted model, not a curated record. Gene Ontology annotation, biological process: protein export from nucleus; RNA export from nucleus. Gene Ontology annotation, molecular function: nuclear export signal receptor activity; small GTPase binding; RNA binding.